AUACGUUGCACACUUACAACGAGUACACCAACCAAAAUUUUCCGUGUAUAACUACAACUCCUUCUCACUUUUACUUCCUUCUCUACUCUGAAACUUUGUUAACUGGAAGGUUAGUCACCGGAGUUCGCUCUACACGCCGUCGUUUUUUCUUUAAUCGCCAUGGCUUUGCAGUCGUUUAUCGAAGUCAAACCAGACUCUCAUUUCUCUAUCCAUAACCUUCCAUAUGGAGUCUUCAAGCCUCAACCGGAUUCAUCGGCCCGACCUGGCGUGGCUAUCGGAGACUAUGUGUUGGACCUCUCCGAGAUUGCCAAAGCCGGUCUCUUCAACGGCCCGAUCCUCAAGGACUCUGAUUGUUUUCUUCAGCCUAAUCUCAACAAGCUUUUGGCUUUGGGAAGACCUGCGUGGAAAGAGGCACGAGCUACACUUCAAAAGCUAUUGUCGUCCACUGAAGCAACCUUGCGUGACAAUGCCAAUUUAAGGCAGAAAGCACUUGUUCCGUUGGGCAAAGUAGAAAUGAUUCUUCCAAUUGCAAUUGGGGAUUACACAGACUUCUUUUCGUCUAUGCAUCAUGCGAAGAACUGUGGGACCAUAUUUCGUGGACCACAGAACCCAAUUACUCCAAACUGGUUUCAUCUUCCUAUUGCAUAUCAUGGACGAGCAUCUUCCAUUGUUAUCUCUGGAACAGACAUUAUCCGACCAAGUGGUCAAGGUCAUCCAUCUGGCAACUCUCCACCUCCUUUUGGGCCUUCACAGAAGCUAGACUUUGAGCUAGAGAUGGCAGCUGUUGUUGGUCCUGGAAAUGAAUUGGGAAAGCCUAUUGAUGUUAAUCAAGCAGCAGAUCAUAUCUUUGGACUUGUGUUGAUGAAUGAUUGGAGUGCUAGAGAUAUUCAGGCAUGGGAAUAUGUGCCUCUUGGACCUUUUCUAGGGAAGAGUUUUGGUACAACCAUAUCUCCUUGGAUUGUGACUCUUGAUGCUCUUGAACCAUUUGCUUGUGAUGCUCCCAAACAGGAUCCCCAUCCAUUGCCAUAUCUUGCUGAAAAGAUAUCCAAGAACUAUGACAUUUCCUUGGAGGUUCAAAUCAAACCUGCUGGACAACAAGAUUCAUGUGUGAUCACAAAGAGCAAUUUCAAGCACUUAUACUGGACAUUGACUCAGCAGCUUGCACACCAUACAAUCAAUGGCUGCAAUUUAAGACCAGGCGAUAUACUUGGAACUGGCACCAUUAGUGGCCCUGAGCCAGAAUCUCUUGGAUGCUUGCUAGAGUUAACAUGGAAUGGACAAAAGCCACUUUCACUAAAUGGUACAACUCGUAAAUUCCUUGAAGAUGGAGAUGAGGUCACAUUUACUGGUUUUUGCAAGGGAAAUGGUUACAAUGUUGGGUUUGGAACCUGCUCUGGGAAAAUCCUUCCGUCAGUCCUGUGAUAUUGCCGGCACGAUGUUGUUGGAAGCUGCACCUAUUCAUCAUCGUCUACAUUCGAUAUUGAGUAGUCUGGUAGGUAUUUGUAAUAAAUAAAGUGUGAUUCCAGCAAGAGUGAAAUCUGGAGAUUGAAAAUGGUUGAAGUGUAGCAUUUUAAACAUAAUGAUGGAAUAUGAGGAUAAAUUUGAACUGUA
Pistacia vera is the source of this 1611-nucleotide messenger RNA. Its product is annotated as fumarylacetoacetase. The record is from RefSeq and is a predicted model, not a curated record. NCBI's taxonomy places the organism in Eukaryota, Viridiplantae, Streptophyta, Magnoliopsida, Sapindales, Anacardiaceae. The coding region runs from base 160 to 1422 and encodes 420 amino acids. Gene Ontology annotation, molecular function: fumarylacetoacetase activity. Gene Ontology annotation, biological process: L-phenylalanine catabolic process; homogentisate catabolic process; L-tyrosine catabolic process. The transcript has 14 exons.